AUGACCGGCGAGGUGCUGCACGACAUGCCCCCGGCGGCCGCGGUCGGCGGCGGCAGGGCGGAGAUCGACACCUCGGCGCCGUUCGAGUCGGUGAGGGAGGCCGUCGACCGCUUCGGGGGCAGCGCCGCCUGGAGCUCCCACCUCGUCCGCCGCAUCUUCGCGCACCACCAGAAACAGGACCAGCGUGCGGCGGUGGGGGCUGAAGACGACGAGCAAUGCGUCAGCCUGGAGGAGCAGACCGCGCAGCUGGAGAAGGAGCUCGGGGUCAAGGAGAGGGAGACGCUCGAUGUGCUCAAGGAACUGGAGUCCGCCAAGAGGGUCAUCGCGGAUUUGAAGCUCAAGAUACUCAAGAAAACAAUUGAGAUGCUGCAACCUGCAGAACCUGAAGAGAAGCAGCCGGAGGUGCCUGCUGCAGAACCUGAAGAAGAGAAGCUGCCCGAGGGAAAUGCUGGAGCUGAUGUGGAGAUGUGUUGCUGUCUCGGUGAACAAGAGCAGCACCAUCACCCUGCUGCCUCGGUUCUCAUGGAGCUUGAGCGGGCAAAAUCAAACCUGAACAGAACCACGAGCGAUCUGGCUGCCAUAAGAGCCUCCAUCGAGUCGCUGCGCAACGACAUUCUGACGGAGAAGAUGCUGGUAGAGAGACGCCGAGAGAAGGUGUCCUCUAAUGCCACAUUGGUCUCCUCUCUGGAGGAGGAGCUGGACCAGACCACGCAGCAGGUGCAGACACUCAAGGAUCUGCAGAGAAGGCGUGAAGAUCCCUCGGGCAUUUUCAUCGAGAUCAAGAGGAUGACUUCUGAGAUAGAGCAGCUCAGGAAUGCAGCAAACGCGUCGAAAUUGGAAGCCAUGAUGUUGGCUGCCGAAAUUGAGCAGACCAAGGCUACCAUCGGCACUGCUGAAGUGAGAUGUCUUGCAGCAAAGAAGAUGGAAGAAGCAGCAAGAGCAGCUGAAGCUCUUGCGCUCGCCGAGAUCAAGGCCCUGCUUAGCAGCGAAGCCUCGGCUGAAGAUCUCCAGGGCACAGAUGGAGUGAGCCUUUCAGUGGAAGAGUACUUUGAGCUUGCUUCAAAGGCUCGAGAGGCCGAUGAGAGCUCAAGGAACAAGGUUGCAGCUGCCAUGGCCCAUGUUGAUGAAGCAAACCAAUCAAAGUCGGAAUCACUUACAAGACUAGAGAAAGCCAAAUUGGAGGUUGAGGAAUGCAAGAAUGCACUACAGGAGGCCCUGAAGAGGGUUGAUACCGCCAACCGAGGGAAGUUUGCAGCGGAAGAGACCCUUCGCAAAGGGCGAUCCGAGAGUGGACACAAGAGGCGCUCGCUCCGUGGCUCUCCCAGGUUCAAACAUGCAGCACAUCGUCAUAAAGAUUCUCAUUGCACGGAUAUCGUUGAUGUUUCAAGUAACUCCCUGAAGCCGACGCUGUCCAUCGGGCAGAUACUGAGUAUGAAGCUAAUGGGGCCUGAUGGGUAUGACAAAAGCGUUUCGGAUGACACGAGCGAAACUUCUAAUGUCUCCCUUGGUCAGAUCCUGAACAGGAGGCAGGCGAUCUUGUAUAACAGUGAUACAAGUGCUAACAAGAAAUUCUCUGGAAAGAGGAAGAAGUUUGCCUUCACUGGACUUUCAGUUUUCUUGGCAAAACAAGCUAAGAGCAAGAAGAAGAGAGGAUCCGAUUAAAAGUGAUGUUAACUUUGCAGCAACCAUAUUAGCUAGUUACUGAGUAUUGUGACACCUAUUUCCAUGUCCCAUGUUUCUGUAUAAUGUUCGUAGGAGUAUAUGUCUGUUUGUCCAUGUGUGUCAGGCUAGCGCUGACUGAUGUUGCUGAUUAGUCUAGUUAGAUUAGUAUCAUGCGCUCUAUGAAAAUGGAAGACAUCAGUUCAGUUAGCUUAAUUUGUAUCAUGACUACCCUCUGGACAUGAAACACAUCGGUCCAGUUUGCUUUCUGCCCUGUGGACAUGGAACUA
Lolium rigidum is the source of this 1949-nucleotide messenger RNA. RefSeq names its product WEB family protein At2g38370-like. The record is from RefSeq and is a predicted model, not a curated record. NCBI's taxonomy places the organism in Eukaryota, Viridiplantae, Streptophyta, Magnoliopsida, Poales, Poaceae. The transcript is spliced from 3 exons. The coding region runs from base 1 to 1662 and encodes 553 amino acids.